AUGCAGCCCGCAGGCCGGGCGGCCGUCAGGGAGGCGGCAGGCCGUGACGUGCUGGCCGCCGACCUGCGCUGCAGCUUCUUCGCCUCGGCCCUGCGGAGCUACAAGCGCGACUCCGUCCUGCGGCCCUUCCCCGCGUCCUAUGCCCGCCACGACUGCAAGGACUUCGAGGCCCUGCUUGCAGAUGCCAGCAAGUUACCUAACCUGAAAGAACUUCUCCAGUCUUCAGGAGAAAAAGACCCAUGGGCUUGGGACCUGAUGAGCUGGAUUUUAUCCUCAAAGGUCCUGACAAUCCACAGUGCAGGGAAGUCGGAGUUUGAAAAGAUCCAAAAGCUGACUGGUACCCCUCACACACCUGUCCCCGUGCCGGACUUCCUGUUUGAAGUCGAGUAUUCCGACCCAGCCAACGCCAAAUUUUAUGAGACCAAAGGAGAGCGCGACCUCAUCUACGCCUUCCACGGGAGCCGCCUAGAAAACUUCCAUUCCAUCAUCCACAAUGGCCUGCACUGCCACCUGAACAAGACAUCCUUGUUUGGGGAAGGGACCUACCUCACCAGUGACCUGAGCCUGGCCCUCAUUUAUAGCCCCCAUGGCCACGGGUGGCAGCACAGUCUCCUUGGCCCCAUCCUUAGCUGCGUGGCCGUGUGCGAGGUCAUUGACCAUCCAGACGUCAAGUGCCAAACGAAGAAGAAGGAUUCCAAGGAGAUAGAUCGCAGGAGAGCGAGAAUCAAGCACAGUGAAGGGGGUGACGUCCCUCCAAAGUACUUUGUGGUCACCAAUAACCAGCUCUUGCGCGUGAAGUACCUGCUGGUGUAUUCGCAGAAGCAGCCCAACAGGGCUUCCAGCCAGCUCUCCUGGGUCUCCAGCCAUUGGUUUACGGUCAUGAUCACCCUGUAUCUGCUGCUGCUGCUCACAAAUCCUGACCUGACAGGGGGCUCAUCAGUCACACAGCCCUACCCCACAGAGCAACCAGCCCGCUCAAAGCCUACCUGA
Rangifer tarandus platyrhynchus (Svalbard reindeer) is the source of this 990-nucleotide messenger RNA. The record is from the annotation of a GenBank genome assembly. NCBI's taxonomy places the organism in Eukaryota, Metazoa, Chordata, Mammalia, Artiodactyla, Cervidae.